AUUUGUAAGAUGGAACGUAAUGGGAGGGCUGCUUGCAGCUUGCCCGCUAAGCUGCUUUAUUAAAGGUUAGUUAUUUUAAUUUGUGAAAUUGAAUUGAAUAAAUACAGUGUAAGGAUAUGCGGAUGAAGUUCAAUUAUAUUAAAAAUUAUGAGUUUAUAUUAAUUUUAAUUAAAGCUUAAACUCGGGAUUCUAAUAAAAAUAUUCACAAUCCUUUUUAUAAAAUAAUUUUAAUAUUCAACCCGUCGCAUAAAAUGAGCGCGUGCAGAUUCUUAGCAAAACAUUCUUCAAGAAGUUGAUGAAGCAGAAACCGAAUCCCCUUCUUAUUGAAGUAGCUUAUUUAGGCGUUCUGCGAUUUUCUUGUAUAUAUAUGUGCUCCCUCUUUGGUCUGUUUCUAUAUGUGCAGAGUGCAGAGACAAGCCACCGAUAACCAACACUGAUUUUGAAUUCUCAGGCAUUCUGCUCACAGAGGAUUACCGUGAAUUCAAUGGCUUACAUUCCUCCACAUAAGCGGCAUUCAAAGGACAAAGGAAGGCCAUCACCAACUCCAGAGUUGUUUGUUCCUCUCUUCAAGAGAAAUGUUGGUUUGAGAUCACAGGAUUCUAAGAUAGACAUGAGUGGAAAGAUUGUGUAUGCAGAUCGUGCCAUAUCUAGAUGGUUUGUGGUUGGUUUGAGUCAAAAUGAUCAGUUUCCUUCUUACAUUCGUCUUGAGCCAGUUUCCUUGGAAUCUUUUGAGCGCAGAUUAGGGGAAAAACCCCUUACCUUCGUGAACAGUCUUGUGACUGGAGAGAAUAAUGAGCUGAAAGAGAAUUAUGUGAGAAGUCCAUGGGUAACAAUAGCAGAAAAUGUACAGCCAGAUCUACUCUCCUCUUUCAAGAAUUUGAAGAAUGAAAUGGACUCCCAAGGGUUGGAAAAAGUAAAGCCAACAUUGGUUGCUAGAUUUGGUAAAAUUCUUUUUCAUGGGAGCCCCUCAGUAAGGCUAGGAAGUGUUGAAAGAAAUCAGGUUGAUGAAACCAUUUUGAGACAGUUGAAAAGAUCAAUUUACACAAAUAUUCCUUCUUCAUAUAUGGAAAACAUUAUAGAUGGAGUUGUCCCAAAAGUUGGAGUUGAUUUUGAAGAGGAAAAGGACAUCUACCAUAUAAAGUUGUCUGAUAAUACACGACCAGAUUCGACUGUUUCAUGCAAAUGCAGUGUAAAGGCAGAUAAAAAACUUCUACUCUACAAGGUUGAACUAAACCCAGUGCGCCAGAUGGUCACAGAUGUAUUGUGCCUUGAAAAGAAUCUUGACCUGAGGCUAAUGCUAUUCACCAAGAGGAUCUUAAGUACUCCUACUGAUGAUGAGAUGAAAAGCAUAAGGGAUCUAGUUUCUUCUGCAGUUUUGGAUUCAGAUGCGAAGGGUGGGUUGAGAUGGCCUCUUGGGAAGACAUCUUUUGGAAAUAGAUACAGUGUGAUUGGGGCUUGGCAUACUGUAACUAAAGCCUUCAGAAGUCAAUCACUCAGGCUCAAAGUAAGACAUGCCGAUCGAUUUGAUUUGAGGACUGGAAAUGGAGAAGUUACAAGGGAAAUUUAUCUGAAGUUGAAAGGAAUAGUUUCAGAAUUGCAGGAACAAGGAGCAGAAAGUGAUUCAGUCUCCACCAUGCUCAAAGACAGCUUAAGAUUGAUAUGGGACAACUUCUUAAGCUGCGAUCGUUUCUUAACAUGAAGAUGUCAUCAAGCAUAUGCUACUGUCUCUCUCUCCCUCUGUGAAUGUUGUACUUCUUUUAAUGUCAUUUAAGAGUGAAGCUAGGUGUGCUUGAAAUGGGGAGGGAUUUUGAAGAAGAUGACGUUAUAAAACUGUGGUUUGCUUUGGUUUCUUUGACUGCAUUGUGUAAUAUAAAAAUUUUACUAUUUGGUAUUUCUAGUUUUAAGUGUUUGGACCUUUAAUCACAUUUUAAUUAAUUGCUAAUUGUCUAUUAUUAA
This is a messenger RNA of Hevea brasiliensis (rubber tree), 1956 nucleotides long. RefSeq lists its product as uncharacterized. NCBI's taxonomy places the organism in Eukaryota, Viridiplantae, Streptophyta, Magnoliopsida, Malpighiales, Euphorbiaceae. The record is from RefSeq and is a predicted model, not a curated record. The transcript is spliced from 8 exons. Bases 485 to 1699 code for a protein of 404 amino acids.